AUGCGUGAUGAUAUGAAGAUGGAGUCCUGGGCGAUGCGCGUCACCGUCCAGCGCCGCCUUGGGCUCCCCCUUGAUGUCGCCUGCCAGGCGGUGGAGGCAGGCAAGAGGGCACCCAGCGGCCAGCUACACGACGUCUUUGGCGACGCCGCGAUGGUUAACCCUCGGUCAAAGCAUGCUACAAGACACAAAUUUCUACUCAAACGUUUGAUCAAAUGCCUCCGCUCGGCGUGGGGCAUGAUCAUCGAGAUGGAGCCGACUGCACACCUCAGUUACAGUAAUCCAAAACAACCUGACGUGGCGGCGGCAAACAUCGGCAGGGGGCACAGGCGCCUUGUUGCCGAUCUGAAGCUUACGAGUUCGCUUGCGAGCCAGGGCAAGGACACGGCCGGCGACGGAGAGCUCGGCUGGAAGGGGGCCUAUGUGCGUUUUGGCAACACGGAGACCGGGCUGCUCAAGUUGGUCAAAGGGCGCGGCAAGUGGUCUCCGUCGGGAGCGACGGCAGCGGCGGAUUGCGAUCUACGUUUGUUUGAUUUUGAGGCUUUCGGAGGCUUUGGAAAGGAGGUUCGCAGCACCCUGAGGGAGGCGGCGAACCAGCUGAGCAACAAACUUUCGCACGCUCAGCACCUGGACGAGGUCACAUGGACCACCAAGAACUGGCACGGGCUGCAGAUGCAGCGCUUGUCUGUCGUCCUCCACACCGCCGUGGCGUGGCAGACGGUGAACGAGCUAGCGUGCGGGGAGAGCGGCAUUGUGCAUGGUGCGGAGUGCAUUGCCGUUCUUAACGGAGUCGCUUAG
Molecule: messenger RNA, 795 nt
Organism: Emiliania huxleyi CCMP1516
Lineage: Eukaryota; Haptophyta; Isochrysidales; Noelaerhabdaceae
Exons: 2
Coding region: 1-795 (264 amino acids)
Source: RefSeq, a predicted model, not a curated record